CCCACUCUCCCUCCAUUCCUCGCAGUCGUCGCCUCCCACUCCAAACACCCAAAUCCCCCACUUCCUCACCGCGAACCGGGCGCCAUGGAGCUGGAGCUCGAAGCAGGCGGCGGCGGCGGAAGAGUGGUUUCCCUCUCCAGCGAGUCCCCGUCGGCCGAGCUCGGCCGCGGCGACCUGGUUCUCGCAGACCGCAACAUAUCGCGCCGCCACGUCUCCCUCCGCCUCGUCGGCGGCGGGGAGCCUGGGGUCGCCUUCGAGGUCGUAGGGAGGAACCCCGUGCUCGUCCGCUCGCCGGUCGGAGGAGACAAGGUGUACCGCCGCGGCGAGGCGGGCGAGCUCCGGGCCGGGGACGGGCUGUCUCUGUCGCUGAAGGCGCCGUCAUUCUGGACGGUGCGGAGGACGGCCGGGGAGGAGGAGGCGGUUGAGGGUGCGGAGGUGGAGGUGGACACCGCGGUGCUAGACGCGGUGGCGAGGCGGGAGAAGCGGACGCGGGAGAGGAAGGAGAGGGAAAGGGAGAGGCGAGCGUCGGAGGAGGCCAUGGAGGUGACGAAGGAGGAUGUUAUGGCGGCGUCCGGUGAUGACGAUUUGGAUGAGGAAGUAGAGGAUCUGAAAAUUGAUCUUGAUAGCAUCGACCCGGUUCAAGAGUUUGGUUUUUUGUCGGCGGGUCAUGAAUUUGACAAUUACCCUAAGGGCUGGAUUCGCCCUCCGAAGGAUUGGAACUGGUUCCUAGAGGAAAUAAGGAAGGGCAGCGAUGAUGAAGAUGACGACGAUGUUAGUAACACGGGACGUAAAUCAAGGGGUCGUAGUCGUGCGAACAAGAAGAAGAAAAAGAUAGAGGGUGAGGAUGAUGAUGAGUGGACUGAUGAGAGCGAAGAUGGAAAAGACACCCUGCUAACAGGCGCUAGUGUGAAGAGACCAAAAAAGUAUGUAACAAGAUCGAAAGACCCCAAAAAACCUCGCAAGGAGAACUCAAAAACAGAAAAUGAGGAUACGGCAGAUGAACAGGAUGAGACAGAUGAAGAUGAUGAAGCAGAUGAGACACUGGGAGGUUUUAUAGUCGGAGAAGAGGAUGAGGAUGAGCCUAUGGAAGAGCUGAGUGAGGAAGAAGAGGAAGAUGAAUUCGAUGAUGAAGACGAGUACGACUGAUAGCAACGUCGUUAAAGCUUUUGUGCUUUCAUGUCAAGGUGUGCUGAAUUCGAUGAUGAAGACGGUGAUGACCGAUAACACUGUCGAUAAAGCUCUUGUACUAUCAUGUGAAGAUGUAAUGUUAGUGUUAGCAAGUAGCAUCGUCACGUACUGAAACUGUGUACAUAUUGUGUGCUUUUCUGCUGCUGUCUGGAAACUGUUGUGGAAGUGCUUAUUUGGCUGUUUUUAUAUCCAGUUACAUUUGUUUGCUCAAGUUAUGGAUU
Molecule: messenger RNA, 1409 nt
Organism: Triticum dicoccoides
Lineage: Eukaryota; Viridiplantae; Streptophyta; Magnoliopsida; Poales; Poaceae
Exons: 2
Coding region: 85-1146 (353 amino acids)
Molecular function (GO): protein binding
Source: RefSeq, a predicted model, not a curated record